This is a messenger RNA of Phoenix dactylifera (date palm), 855 nucleotides long. RefSeq names its product dehydration-responsive element-binding protein 2F. NCBI's taxonomy places the organism in Eukaryota, Viridiplantae, Streptophyta, Magnoliopsida, Arecales, Arecaceae. The record is from RefSeq and is a predicted model, not a curated record. Gene Ontology annotation, molecular function: transcription cis-regulatory region binding; DNA-binding transcription factor activity. Gene Ontology annotation, biological process: positive regulation of DNA-templated transcription; response to stress. Gene Ontology annotation, cellular component: nucleus.
AUGGAUAACCUGAGAAAAUCCCCUCUGAAGCCAUGGAAGAAAGGCCCCACCAGAGGCAAGGGAGGCCCCCAGAACGCCACCUGCGAAUACCGUGGAGUGAGGCAGAGGACAUGGGGCAAGUGGGUGGCCGAGAUCAGGGAGCCCAAGAAGCGCACCAGGCUCUGGCUCGGCUCCUUCGCCACUGCCGAGGAGGCUGCCAUGGCCUACGACGAGGCCGCCCGCCGGCUCUACGGCCCAGACGCCUACCUCAACCUGCCCCACCUCUGUUCCAACAUCAAUUCCACCAUCACUGGCAAGCCCCCGCAUAGGUUCAAAUGGUUCCCUUCCAAGAACUUCACGUCCAUGAUCCCCUCUUAUGGCCUUCUUAACCUCAGUGCUCAACACAACGUCCAUGUCAUCCACCAAAAGCUUCAAGAGUUCAAGAACUCGAGAUCCUCUUCUUCUUCUUCUUCUUGUCGUAGUUUGUUUCAGAGUUUGGAACCACCACCACCGGCGGCCCCAGUUGAGGAAACUCUGUUGGAAAACUCCAACAUGAGAGUGGAAGAAGCGAGUGUCAUGCCAGAGAAGCCUCAGAUUGAUCUGAAGGAGUUCCUUCAGCAACUGGGUGUGCUUAAAGAAGAGGAGAGCAAACCGGAGGCCGAUGAGGGUGCCGAAAGCUCGAUAAUGGCUGUGCCUACGCAGGAAAGCAGUGGGGUGACUUCGGAGAUGGUCGGUUUCGACGAGGCUGACUUCAAUUGGGACACGUUGGUGGAGAUGCGGGCUUGGGAGGACCACUCGGUCAUCGAGGAUGGCGGGUUGCCGGUCGACAAUAUGCAUGGAGAGCUGAGCUUGCCUGUCUCGAUAUGGGAUCUCUGA